Messenger RNA from Colletotrichum lupini, 546 nucleotides. RefSeq lists its product as uncharacterized. Lineage: Eukaryota; Fungi; Ascomycota; Sordariomycetes; Glomerellales; Glomerellaceae. The transcript is spliced from 5 exons. Bases 1 to 546 code for a protein of 181 amino acids. The record is from RefSeq and is a predicted model, not a curated record.
AUGCUUAGAUGCCGGGAUGCGGGCAGAGUGAGACAUACGAAGACAUGGGAAGCGCGCAUCCGUACCUCACCCAGACGGCACUCUGGCCGCCCUGAACCCAGCGAUAUUCCCCCUCACCGGACAUCAGCGGUGUCCGAGAUGUGGCGUGCAGAAAUGCUCUUCAGCCCUGCUCGAAGUGAGGUGCAAGGCGGCCCGACCAUGGCAGGCAAUGGGCAGUCUCUCGGUCCCGGGCUCUUUGGGAUGUCUACGGCCUACGGAGCCAAGGAUCGGGGAGCCGGACCCAGACACCGAGGAAAGCUGUCUUUCACUGAGGGCAUCGGGAUGAAGGGGCGGUCUCCUCCAGCCGCUCCUUUGAGGGGAUGCUGGGAGUGGUCAGGAAAAGUCGGAGCUGAAAGCGCGCAUUCAUGGAUGCUGCUGCUUGAACUCGACUUCGAAGAGGAGGGGGAGACUGCAGAAAAUGUGAGGGGUGAGGUGAUUGGUGUUCCCUGGGGUUACACGGAAACGGCCUCCAGCUGGCAGGCCCUGUCCGUCGAACCUGCCUCAUAG